Trifolium pratense (red clover) is the source of this 2097-nucleotide messenger RNA. RefSeq names its product pentatricopeptide repeat-containing protein At1g01970-like. Bases 355 to 1650 code for a protein of 431 amino acids. The transcript is spliced from 2 exons. The record is from RefSeq and is a predicted model, not a curated record. NCBI's taxonomy places the organism in Eukaryota, Viridiplantae, Streptophyta, Magnoliopsida, Fabales, Fabaceae. Gene Ontology annotation, molecular function: protein binding.
AGAAGAAAAAGGACUAAUCCCAAACCCAAUCCACUUCCUUUUACCCUUGUAACUGUACUGCACCAGUGGAACUGAACUAAGCUCAACUGGCCUGAAAACGCAACGGAGUUUGUCGUUGGCCGCCGGAAACAGUGAGUGAGUAACUUCAUCUUCUCCCUGUAGCGUUCGCAAGGAACAUUUGCUUCUUCUGUAUAAAACGCAUUCACAUUUUUACACUAUAAGCUAAGAAACGAAAAAAAAAAAUACUCAUUUUGUUCAAACAAAGUAGUUUCUUAUUGUCAUUAUUCAUACUCUUGUAAUUUAUAGGUUAGGUACUUCAAAUUUCAGUUUUCUUCAUUCCUAUUACCGUUAGGUAUGAAUAUCUUAGGAAACAGUAGUUUUUGUGUUGAUCCUAUUUUCAUAAUGGGAAACUAUUGCAAUAACCUCUUGAUAUGCAAUUUUUACUACCCUAAUUACUCAAUUACCAAUAAUACUACCAAAUUGUAUCGAAUUCAGACCAAACGAAACUCGUUAUGGAAAAGAACUUUUUAUUUUGAUUCACAUAAAUACUAUUUUGAUUCAGUAAUAGUUGGUGUUGGUACUGAGGAAAUUGUGGAAGAAGUGAUAGAAGGAAAUUACAAAAGAUUUAGGUGGAAUGAGAUACGACAUGAUGUAACGGAAGAACAAAAACAGGCUAUAGGUAAACUUCCCUUCAAGAUGGUUAAGCGAUGUAAGGCCGUGAUGAGACAGAUUAUAUGUUUUUCUGAAGAAAAGGGUAGAUUAUGUGAUGUUUUGGGGGCUUGGGUGAAGAUUAUGAAGCCUACAAGAGCAGAUUGGCUUUCGGUUUUGAAAGAGUUGAAAAAUAUGGAUCAUCCUCUCUACAUCGAGGUGGCAGAGCAUGCUCUUCUAGAAGAAUCCUUUGAACCCAAUCUUCGUGAUUAUACAAAAUUAAUUCAUUAUUACAGCAAGGAGAAUCAACUUGAUGCUGCUGAAAAUAUUUUCACGGCAAUGAAGCAAAGGGGCUUCAUCUGCGAUCAAGUAAUACUAACUACCAUGGUUCACAUGUACAGCAAGGCAGGCCAUCUUGACCGGGCCGAGGAAUAUUUUGAAGAGAUCAAAUUGCUUGGUGAACCUUUGGAUAAAAGAUCAUAUGGGUCAAUGAUCAUGACCUACAUCAGAGCUGGAAUGCCUGAAAAGGGAGAGAGUUUACUUGAAGAAAUGGACGCACAAGAAAUAUAUGCAGGCAGUGAGGUUUACAAAGCAUUACUUAGAGCUUACUCCAAGAUUGGUAACGCAGAAGGCGCACAAAGGGUGUUUGAUGCAAUUCAGAUGGCCGGUAUCAUCCCAGAUGAUAAGGUGUGUAGUCUUCUUAUUUAUGCUUAUGGUAUGGCUGGUCAGAGUGAAAAAGCUCGAAUUGCAUUUGAAAAUAUGAAAAGAGUAGGCAUCAAACCUACUGAUAAAUGCAUAUCUUUAGUACUUGUUGCUUAUGAGAAGGAAAACAUGAUAAAUACAGCAUUGAAGUUUCUAAUAGAUUUGGAGAAGGAUGGCAUUAUGGUUGGGGAAGAAACUUCUAGAAUACUGGCUAGCUGGUUCCGGAAACUCGGGGUGGUAGAAGAGGUGGAGCUUGUUUUAAGAGACUUUGCCACCACUACCAGUCACCAAAUAAGCUAAUGUAGAGGUAUUGUAUUAUAAUUUAUUUAAAACUUUGUGUAGCCGUGUCACUAAGGAAUCACUCUUGUUUUCAAUGUAUUAUAGCCAUUUUAAUGUGCAAUGCAAUGAAAAUUGAAAACUACCUCCUUCCUUUCAUUUCUCACUGCACUCUUAGUCUUGUGGCUGAAAUUUCUAUUGAAGAGAGUUGUAACAUGUACAUUGUCUCACUUUCUUACUCUGUUAGGAUAUAGAAAAAUAGAUAUUAGAGUAGUUAAACUAGUUAUGAGUUGUUAGAGAAGUUAGUUAGUUUGGUAUUUGGAUUAGUUAAAGAGUAUGUCUCUAUGUGUAUAAAUAGUCAAACACAAAGGUUAGAGAGUAUCUUUGGAAUAUUGUAAUUGUGAAGAGGAAGCCCUUGAGGAGAGUUUCUCUCCUAUUUCUUAAUAAAAUUGUUAUUUCUUUCGAAUUCAA